Molecule: messenger RNA, 1180 nt
Organism: Carassius gibelio (silver crucian carp)
Lineage: Eukaryota; Metazoa; Chordata; Actinopteri; Cypriniformes; Cyprinidae
Product: tripartite motif-containing protein 16-like
Exons: 2
Molecular function (GO): protein binding
Source: RefSeq, a predicted model, not a curated record
GAAGCACCCUAUGUCUGCAAAUCACCUUAUCUAUUUUUCUUUGCAGUGAAAAACACUAGAAUCGUAAGAUCACCACCACCACAGACACGAGAGGAGCUUCUACAGUAUGCAUCAAAACUCACUUUUAAUACCAACUCAGCACAUGAAAGUCUCAUCUUGAGGAAUGAGAACAAGGAGGUGAAGGCCUCGCACCUGCUUCAGGACUAUCCUGAAAACACUCAGAGAUUUAACUGCAGGGUACAGAUCCUGUGCAACGAAGGUCUGAGAGGCUCCCCUAAAUAUUGGGAAGUAGAGAUUGGCGGGGGCACUUGGGUCUGCAUUGCUGUGUCCUACCAAGGGAUCCGUAGAAAAGGCAAGCAGCGUACACUCUUUGGGAGAAAUGCCCAGUCAUGGGGAUUACGCUGUAAACGUGUCCAUAUAGAAUUUUGGCAUGACAAUAAGACAACAUUUUCGACGUUUCAAUCACAUGGCUCAAAAAUAGGAGUGUAUUUGGACUACAGGGCUGGAAUCUUGGCAUUUUACAACGUGUCUGACAACAUGAGUCUCAUUUAUAAGCACCAAACUGUUUUUAAAGAGCCUGUUUAUCCUGGGUUCGGACUUGCUGGGAAUGGUUCCUACGUGAGACUUUGCGAUCCAGUGAAAAAUGAGACCAAAACAUCCCUUUCUUCUCCAUUUAAGUUUGGUAGUUUGUAAGUUGUAGUGUUUACACAUGCAGCUGACAUGAAGUUCACUGACUGAAUUCUCAAACUAGUAUGCAAUCAUUCAUUAGGAUUUGGAGGAAAGAUGUGGGUUUUGCAUGUAGACACUUGGUGGCAGCACUGGAUAAGUUUUAAAUUCAGCCUUUUUAUAGCAGCAUCUGUAAUUAUGAACAGCUCAAAUUUAGCCAAGAGUAACCAAAGAGAAAAAAAUCCAUGUUUUGUAUUUUAUAAAUCUUUGCAUGUUUAUUAAAUGAUUGAUUUUAUAUACUGCUUUAUAAACGAUAGCAAUAUGCACAAUCUCUAUUUUUAACAUCUUCUGAAUAUUUAUGAAAUUAUCUCCUUAUACUAAUGUUGCAAGUGCAUAUCCAUUUCACAUCUGCUGAUCUGUCGUCUAUCUAAUCCUUCCUCCACAUCCACAAACUAUGUCUGUUCCUGUUCCCACUAUCUGUCUAUAUUUUAUUUUUCCGUUAUGCAUUAGUCCA